UAGGACUUCCUGAUUCCACUGAGGGGCGGAUCGGUAGAGAGCCGGCAGCUUCCUCAAACUAAAGAGAGUUUUAUCUCUAACAUGACGCAGUUACUGAAGAGUCCUGAGGAGAACCGGAAUAACAAUCCUGGCGGGUCCUCCUGACUGUUUCUGACUGCUUCUGCUACUAUGAAGGUUGCUACCGUCUUCCUCCUUAUCAUCUGUGGGAUCUCUGCAGAACAAGAGCAACAGGAGGUGAAGGCGAGACCAGGACAGAACGUGUCCCUACCGUGUCCGGGUCCUCAAGAUGCCUCCAUCAUCGUAUUCUUUUGGAAGAGAUCUGAUCUCCCCGAUGGCUACCUGCUCUUCUUCAGAGAGAACCGCUUCCAUGAGCACUACCAGCAUGCCACCUUCAGAGGGCGGGUGGAGGUGACUCCAUCUCCUAUGAGGGACGGAGACUUCUCUGUGGUUCUACAGAACGUCAGCACAGAAGAUGAAGGAACGUAUGACUGCCUGGUGAAAACCAGGAACCCAGGAGGAGACUCCUCUGAGUGCAGACAUUCCAUCCUCCUCACAGUUUUAGGUACAGCAAACACAGAGGGUCAAAGGUCAGAGAAGCAUUCACUGAACCUGUUUUUGCUCCGCAGGUAAGGAAGAACCUGAGGAGGCAGGAGGCGAG
Molecule: messenger RNA, 658 nt
Organism: Cyprinodon tularosa
Lineage: Eukaryota; Metazoa; Chordata; Actinopteri; Cyprinodontiformes; Cyprinodontidae
Product: ICOS ligand-like
Exons: 2
Coding region: 169-630 (153 amino acids)
Source: RefSeq, a predicted model, not a curated record